Spinacia oleracea (spinach) is the source of this 991-nucleotide messenger RNA. RefSeq lists its product as uncharacterized. NCBI's taxonomy places the organism in Eukaryota, Viridiplantae, Streptophyta, Magnoliopsida, Caryophyllales, Amaranthaceae. Bases 422 to 991 code for a protein of 189 amino acids. The record is from RefSeq and is a predicted model, not a curated record. The transcript is spliced from 2 exons.
AAUAGGAAAAUUUGUAAAUAUUAAUCCCACCUUUGGCCGGUUUUCUUUAAUUAAUCCCACCUAAGCGAUAUUUUUUAAUAAUCCCACAUUUAAGCCCUAACUACUUUAAUUAGACCUAAUUGACUGGCUACCGGCAAAAAAGUCAACGUCUAUUUCGUUGACAACCAACACUUUGAUUUCCCUCCUAAAAUGCUUGACACGUCGGUAAUUAAUUGCCAACUAUACUCUAGGUUUUCGAAAUUUUUUUACCAAAAAAAUUUACAACUCUCUCUCUUCUCUACUCUCCCGUACUUCUCUCUCCUCCAUUACUGAACCUUCAACCACAACUGUACUUCAUGACAUCAUCUGCGAGUAACCUGUCGAAAUAGGCUUCUUCAUCAACGCGCAAUCAAUUUUCGUCCCCACAAUCGUACAAUUGAGGAUGGCUGAGGGUACUCUGAAAAUUUGGCAUGGAGGUGUGUUUAAAAAGGUUGCUAAUGGUGAGACAAUCUAUGAGGGAGGACGGGGUAGAACCUUUCCUGUUGAUGUUGAUGAGUUGUGUUGGUGGGAUUUAGAAGUUUUAGCUAAGAAAUGUGGGGGGUAUGAGAAUAUCGAUGGUCUUUUCUACUUGAUUCCUGGGCUUAGCUUAGCAAAUGGUUUGAGGAAAGUGUAUGAAGAUGUAGAGGUUUUGAAGAUGGCUGAAUUGGUGUUGAAGUACAGGUGUGUUGAGUUGUAUGUAUAUCAUGGUACUGAGUUACCAAACCAAGAAACCACAAUCACAUCACCACAAAAUGAUGUCAUGUCAUCACCCAAAAAAGGUCAUGCCCUGUCAUCAACAUCUAAGACAUAUCCUGCCACCUCACAAGCUACCAAAAAAGAUUAUGCUACCUCAUCAGCUGCAAAAAAAGAUGCUGCCACCUCAUCAAUAUUACCUACAGAUACCCUAGCAAACAAAAAACAGGCCCAUACACCUGGAAAAUCUAAAAACCCAACCAAACUUGACCUAAGUUGA